Messenger RNA from Cylindrotheca closterium, 2475 nucleotides. NCBI's taxonomy places the organism in Eukaryota, Bacillariophyta, Bacillariophyceae, Bacillariales, Bacillariaceae. The record is from the annotation of a GenBank genome assembly.
AUGGCAGAAUUCCUUAUCCUACUAUUAUUCUCGUCGAAGUUUGUCACUAGUGGAAAUUCUCAGCAGGUGACGCUACAAGCAUAUGACAAUACCGCUAUGGUAGGCAUGCCCAUUGACGAAUGGGCCCUGGAUUAUGAUUCGACCGUAUCCAUACCUGGAAUGGUUUCUGUCCGGGUCAUGGGAUCUAUUCCAGUUGUGGCUGACCCGGCUAUGCCUAAAAACAGCAGCAUUUACGUCGACUGUGGUCCUACCCAAAGUAAACUACGACAACAAAAUGAUGAGGACGAUGACAAUGUGGAGAAGAAUGUGCCAGGUUUCUUUUGGUUGGAUGAUCAUUUGGUGUGUCAAUCCGGUUUCUACAAUAUUACUACAUUAAUGCAAAUGGAUGGGACCAUCCAUACUCCCAUCCCUGUGAGCUCUCGAAGAACGGAAUGGGUCUUAUAUGGCGAGUUUUGGCCACAAAAUGAACGCUUUUCUUUGACGAACAGUGUUGCCGAUAUUAUUUUAGUGUCAUCACAAAACCACGCGACGAGGAGUAUAUUCCGUCAAGUCAAAAGCAUUGUUUCUCCUUUAGAGCAACGCCGCAUCCGGCUUGCGCAGCAACUUCAGAAUGGUUGGGGUCUGUAUAAUCACAACUCGCUCCAGGAAGCUAUAUUGCUUCCGGAAGGGAUUCGUUUGAAAUGGGAUUUUUGUGGCAGCUCUGACUCAUCGUCAAGUUGCGAUAAAUCACCGAAAAUUCCAGCCACUGUCCGACCUUUGGUUGCUUCAGUCACACCAGCAAGAAAUACUCCAGAGGUUAUGCAAUACGAAGUUGGAUAUCCAGCUCAAAAUGCGACAUUAGAAGUCAUGUAUCGAUUCGGGCCAAAUGACAGAAUGGAGUUGACUUUUCUCUCGACGUCUGCCCCCACCAAUGGUUAUAUUCGUUUCAGUGCUGAUGUUGCCUACUUUCCUGCUCGACGCGGAAGUAUUGUGACGUCGUCGUCGUCUUCCAUUUCUGUGGCAGCUGUUGGCUUGCGCUCGAUCACAUUCUGUGCCUGCGGCCUAGGUCGGUCCUCUGGUUUUCCUGUCGAAGAAUCCAAUCCGAUCAUCAUGGUACCGGUGCCAAAAGCUGGGCAUUCCUUUACUGUUCACGGCUUUGAUUCCACAGAAAUGGAUGAAACCGAAUAUGACUGCAUGAAAAAGGGAACCCAAGACGUGACCAUGAUUCAAAAUCACCUACAAGAUUCGAAGUUGGCAACACUUACCAGGGGAAUCGAUGCUGCAAUAUAUUACAACUUGAUCUACACUCCUAUGGAGCGCACUUUAAUUGCUCCUGUUUCGCGGGGAUGGGGAAAGGCACUUUGCAUGCCCGCUCUUCUACCAGAACUCGAAUACGUUCUCUUUGAUUGGGAUAAUGUGUUAGUCGCCUACAUGAUGGGUAUACGAGGGAAGAAGGACUUGGCCUAUGCUAGUUUGAUCCAAGUGGUUCGAUCCAGAACUGCAAAAGGAUUCAUUCCUAACUUUAGUGCUGGCGGGGCCAAGAGUCAAGACCGCACGGAACCACCUCUUGCAGCCAAAGUUUUGUUGUUCCUUGCCGAAAAAUUUGACGACAAAUGGAUCGUCGACUAUCUUUGGGAUGACUUGGCAAUACAAAUGGAUUGGUUUUGGUCCAACCGACGACUAGAUGAUUUCAUCGUUCUGGGGAGCGAUCCGGUCUUGUAUCCCAAUUCGCAUAGCACCAACACAAUGCAAGGGGCUCGAUAUGAAAGUGGGCUGGACAAUAGCCCAAUGUACGAUGGAAAAUUUUUCAAGGGUAACUUGAUGCAACUUUAUGAUGUUGGCAUGACAUCGCUAGUCUUGCAGGAAUGCGAGUCGUUGAUAACGCUCGCAAGUUUGAUUGGUAAAGAUGCGAACGAUUUGAAACACCGAGCAAACCUUCUACGUCAAAGCUUACAAAAAUCAUGGGACCCCGACGAUGGGAUCUACACCAACAUGUUCGUUAAUGGAAGCUUUUACAAGCGCCGGUCACCUACAAGCUUUUACCCACUAUUGAGCAAGGUGGCAACUGAUGCUCAAGUAGACUCUAUGGUGGAACAUUGGCUGACGAAUGAAACUCGAUUCUGUAUAGGUCGACGUACCGAGGAUUGUUGGUGGGGCCUACCCAGCAUAUCGGCCGACGAUCCAUCCUUUCCCGGGCUUGGGUAUUGGCGUGGCUAUGUCUGGGGUCCAAUGAGCAUUUUGGUCUACUGGGCACUAGACAACUACAGUCAUUUGCCUCAAGUGUCCUUGGCCAAACAUCAGCUGGCGAAUCAAAUGUCAGACAUGUUCUUGAAUCUUUGGGAGAAGAAAGGGAGAGUUUGUGAAAACUAUUCGCCCCGUCACAAUUCAACUGAAUGUACUGGCGAUAGAUUCUAUCACUGGGGCGCCCUUACUGGAGUAUUGGCCUUGAUGGAAAGAAACGAGACAGAGCUUACAACGAGUAUUAGUAGGUUGUAG